Pantherophis guttatus is the source of this 8732-nucleotide messenger RNA. RefSeq names its product ADAM metallopeptidase domain 22 (gene ADAM22). The record is from RefSeq and is a predicted model, not a curated record. Gene Ontology annotation, cellular component: postsynaptic density membrane. Gene Ontology annotation, biological process: proteolysis. Gene Ontology annotation, molecular function: metalloendopeptidase activity. NCBI's taxonomy places the organism in Eukaryota, Metazoa, Chordata, Lepidosauria, Squamata, Colubridae.
AGAUCGGAGGCAGAGGGAUGCAGAAAGGGAGACAGCUCGUCCGACUGUGGAUCCCCUCGCCUGGAGCUGAGAAGGAAAGCGAGAAGGGAGGAGCUUGAAGCCUCUGAGAUACAGCAAGAUACCCAAUGCAGUAAAAGCUCUCGACGCGAGCGGAAGCCGGCGGCACACAAUGCAGCACUGAGGCGGUGGCGAGGAGGCGCCUCUCCCGCUCGCAGCAGCAGCAGCAGCAGCAGCAGCAGCACCAGCCUGGCCGUAGGAGCUCCCUUCCUUUCCCUUCUCGCUUGUGAUCCUCGCUUCUCGCGGGCAGCUCACCUUCCUCCUCCCGCCACUUCUCCCAAGAGCCAGCCAUGCACAUCGCGGCUUCUCUGCUCGCCUUGAUGCUCUGGACCGUCGGAAUGCUCUCGAAAGCUCGCUGCGGCCGCGCAGGAGACACCUUGUUGACUGAGAUGGAGAGAAAGGCUGCGGAUCGCUUCAGGGAAAGGCAGAAGAGCGUCCCUUUUCGGCUCCUCUAUAGUGCCAGUGAAGGCAACGAAACUCCUCAUGACCUGCUCGACACUCGCAUCGGCCGUAGCUCUGUUGGGAAGCAGUCAACUCAUAUUGCUCGAGCCAGCUUCCAGGUUGAUGCUUUUGGAUCUUCUUUCAUCCUGGAUAUAGAAUUAAAUCAUGAUCUACUGUCUUCAGAAUAUCUUGAGAGGCAUAUUGACCCCAAUGGAAAGACGGUGGAAGUUAAAGGAGGAGAGCACUGUUAUUAUCAAGGUCACAUCAGAGGGAAUCCAGAUUCAUUUGUUGCUCUGUCCACCUGCCAUGGACUUCAUGGAAUGUUCUAUGAUGGAAAUCACACAUAUCUUAUUGAGCCAGAAGAAAAUUGUACAUCUCAAGAGGAAUUCCAUUUACACUCAGUAUACAAAUCCAGAUUAUUUGAAUUUCCUUUGGAUUAUCUUCCAUCUGAAUUCUGGCACAUGAAUACUACAUCACAGAAAUUUGGUGUGAAAUCAAGCUAUAAAAGAAGAAAAAGGCAGGUCCAACUGAAUUUGCCUAGAGUUGAAGAUGAAACGAAAUAUGUUGAGCUAAUGAUUGUAAACGAUCAUCUAAUGCUGAAAAAACAUCGAUUAUCAGUUGGUCACACAAACAGCUUUGCAAAAUCGGUAGUGAAUAUGGCAGAUUUAAUUUAUAAAGAACAACUGAACACCAGAAUAGUCUUGGUUGCCAUGGAAACCUGGGGUACUGAUAACAAGUUCACCAUAUCUGAAAACCCACUGGUAACUCUACGUGAAUUUAUGAAAUAUAGGAGAGAUUUUAUCAAAGAGAAAAGUGAUGCAGUUCAUCUUUUUUCGGGAAGCCAGUUUCUCAGUAGCCGUAGCGGGGCAGCCUUUAUUGGUGGCAUUUGUUCACUGCUGAAAGGUGGUGGUGUAAAUGAAUUUGGAAAGCCAGAUUUAAUGGCUGUUACAUUGGCACAGUCCUUGGCGCACAAUCUUGGGAUCUUCUCAGACAAAAGAAGGUUGCAAAGUGGUGAAUGUAAAUGUGAGGAUACAUGGUCCGGGUGUAUAAUGGGAGAUACAGGUUAUUAUCUUCCAACCAAGUUCUCCAAAUGUGAUAUUGAGGAAUACCAUGAAUUUUUAAAUAAUGGUGGUGGAGCAUGCCUUUUCAACAAGCCUUCCAAGCUCCUGGAUCCCCCAGAAUGUGGUAAUGGUUUUGUUGAAACUGGGGAAGAAUGUGAUUGUGGCGCUCAAUCGGAAUGUCAUGUUGAAGGUGAAGAUUGCUGCAGUUCCUGCACUCUAACUGCUAACUCUCAAUGCAGUAAUGGACUUUGUUGUAGAAAAUGUCAGUUUGAACUUAAAGGUGUGGUUUGCAGAGAAGCUGUAAAUGAUUGUGACAUUCCAGAGACAUGCAAAGGGGACUCCAGUCAGUGCUCCCCAAAUCUCUACAAAAUAGAUGGGUAUUCAUGUGAUAAUGAACAGGGCAUUUGUUUUGGAGGAAGAUGCAAAACCAGAGACAGACAGUGUAAAUACAUAUGGGGAGAUAAAGUGACAUCUGCUGAUAAAUAUUGCUAUGAAAGAUUAAAUAUAGAAGGAACAGAGAAAGGUAGCUGUGGCAGAGACAAAGAUACUUGGAUUCAGUGCAAGAAUGAAGAUGUUCUUUGUGGAUAUCUACUGUGUUCUAACAUUGUCUCUAAUAUUCCAAGACUUGGAGAGCUUGAUGGUGAAAUCACAUCUAUUUCUCUUCAAAAUUUGGGAAAAACUUUCAAUUGCAGUGGUGGUCAUGUGAAGUUGGAGGAAGAUGCAGACCUGGGUUAUGUAGAAGAUGGGACACCCUGUGGUCCUAAUAGAAUAUGCUGGGAUCAUAGAUGUCUCUCAAUGGAUACUUUUAACUUCAGUUCCUGUCCCGGAAGUACAGAUAGCUUUAUUUGCUCAGGACAUGGAGUUUGCAGUAAUGAAAUGCAGUGUGUCUGUGAGCAGUUAUGGACAGGUGUAGAUUGCAGCAAGCGUCUCAUGAAACCAAUUAUUGAUGGAAGCUUGCACAAUUCAGGUGUCACUAGCACAAAUAUUAUUAUUGGUGCUAUUGCUGGUACAAUUUUAGUGUUGGCUCUUAUUAUGGGAAUAACAGCAUGGGGUUACAGAAACUAUCGAAGACAGAGACAAAUUCCUCAGGGAGAUUAUGUUAAAAAGCCUGGUGAGGCCGACUCCUUUUAUAGCGACAUGCCACCUGGAGUCAGCACAAACUCUGCAUCUAGUUCUAAGAAGAGGUCAAACGGCUUAUCUCAUUCAUGGAGUGAAAGAAUCCAAGAUGCAAAGAAUCUUUCAGACAUCUGUCAAAAUGGGAGACCAAGGAGUAAUUCAUGGCAAGGUAAUAUAGGAGGCAACAGAAAGAAAGUCAAAGGCAAAAGAUUUAGGCCACGGUCUAAUUCAACUGACAGGGUAUCCCAUGCUUCUGAGCCUGGGCUUUCCCACACCAAUCAAAUCCCACCCCAAGGCAUAAGCCAGGGGGAUUCUCACCACUCCCAAACAGGGAAUCGGAAUCACAGGACUCUUUCCCCUGCAAAAUCCCCAUCAUCAUCUACUGGCUCCAUUGCUUCCAGCAGAAAGUAUCCAUAUCCCAUGCCUCCAUUGCCUGAUGAGGAGAAGAAGGCCCACAGAGCUAGUGCCAGGCUAUGGGAGACAUCCAUUUAAGUAUUUAGCUUUCACCUGAGCUGUCACCAGAACUAUUUACUUCAAAUUUUAUAUAAAUUCAGCAUCACUGAAUCACUGAACAUUCAUCUGCUCAGCAGACAACUGGAUGGAGCAAAGAUACAGAUACUCAACAGGAUAAGCGAGUUCUCCCGUUGAAGGAAGACACUGAUUUUCUACAGCUGAUUCAAGUUUUGUGAAUUACAAAUAAAGAUAUUAACCUGAUAUAGACAGAACUGAACAUGCUAAGAUACUGUGCAUGAUGUCAGAUAUUAUAUAGACAUUCAGAUACUGCUUUUGAAAUCCCAAUGGUGUUUUUUCCUGGUCUAACAUGUCCCCAGAUAUCUAAAAGAGAGUGAUUCAGAAUUUGGUACAUAAUCAUUUAUGCUGUGUGCAUGAACCUCUGUUUGCCACUAUCCAUGUGUAAGGGGUUACUCAUUUUACUGUAGUAGAGUUAGCAUGCAGGAAUAAGAUGUUUUUUCCCCACAGCUGGGUUCUAAAAAGACAAAAUAUUUGACAACAACUUCAACAAGAAAACAGUGAUUUUUUUAACCUGUUACAAUUACAUUCUCAGUAAAAAAGCUAUUUGUAGACAGUUGUGAAAUAUGAGCACUGUAGUUAGGUUUUUGCCUGAAAAGCGUGCUACAAAACUUAGGAGUCAAGUUAGAUAUUUCAUGGCAGGUUCAUGAAUAUAGCUUAGCUGCAUGCAAAGGUCUCAGGUUCAAUUUUAUCUGCCAAUAGAAACAAAAUAAUUCAUUGAAAAACCAGGAAAGUACUAAUAGCCUCUGUUUGAUAAUAGUGAGAUAGAUGGACCAAUAGCCUAGUUGGAUAUAAGGUAUGUAUGAUAUCUGGCAUUAAAGAAACAGCACUGCAGGAGGAAAAGUUGGCAAUUAUAGUGCUUUGUUUUUCAUUUUUUUUCUCAAAACUGAUUUUCUAUCAAAAUUACCCAGCCCUUCUAUCUAAUUCAUCAAAGUGCCAUUUAGAAUUAAACUUUGCCUCGUGUUCUAAGAAGAACUGGAACAAAGGGUCUAGAAUGUGUCUAAAAUUUUGAGAACACAGAUUGUUUUCCUCUUCCCAUUAAAAUCAAUUGAAUAAAUCUGGAACCACAUGGAACCCAUUUUUACCUAUUUGGAACAUCAGCCAUUAAUGUGAAGUUGGUCAAAACAUUGUAUCUGCUGUACAUAUUAAAUACCUACUUUUUGAAAUCUACUCGUCUUAACCACCCAGUUCAAUUUCACUUUUUAACUAAGUAAUCAUAUAAUAACUGUGUAAGCUUGUACAUGUUUUGGCCAAAUAAGAAAUGUUCAAAUGCUUGACUGGAUGACCAGAGAUAAUUCAUCUCUGUGCAGUUGUAUAAUGAUGUGCUUUUCUGCUGGAAUGACUGGAGGAUUCUCAUAAUUUCUAUUUGGAUAGGAUAAGGGAGAAUAAUGGACAACAGGAGUCAUCAGAAAGCAGCAUUUUUGUGAAGCUUCUAGGAAAUAAGCAUUGUGGGAGGUUGUCAGUUUUUCAUAGAAGAGUUAUGCCUGUAAGGAGUUUCAGAUGAUAUGAGGCAUACAAUAUAAAAAGAGAAAAAUAGUCAAACAUGUAUACAGAAAAAGAUUGAAUAUCCCAAGGAUUUCAAUGCCCUCUUGCUAAUUUCAUAUCCAAAUUAUGAUGAGUUAAAAUAAUUACCAUUGUCCAUAUGUCUUUGGUAUAGAGUUCUUUUCACCAGCUGCUCAUAAGCAAGAUUUAGAUACGAAACUUUGGGAUAGUAGAAUUCAUAAUAUAUGUAUGUCGGAUCUGAGCAUUAUUUAGCACUGUGUGUUCUGCUUUAAUAUUCUAUUAUGGAGGAGAUUUGGAAAAAAUAAUUGCCUUAUCAUGCCAUAACGGAAGGACAAUAUUGGCAAUAUUGCAUGGAUAGGAUCUAAGGGGUCUGCCUACUGGUUCUUGCAAAAUCUUAACAUUAAAAGCAUUCUUAGGCAUAUAGUAUCAUUUAAUAUUUGACAGUAUUUGGAUAGGAAUGUCAUUUGUUUUUCUGAAUCUUCUACCUCUUUCGCAUAAUUCCUUCUGUAUGUGAAGUGCCAUAUAUGGCCUUCUGUUGUGUAACUGGACUUACUGUAGGAAAUUACACUUUUUUGAGAAUGUCAAUUCUACAAGGAGAAAAGGUUCUAUUCUAAAGUUUUCAACUGUAAAUUAUGUAAAACUUUAAAGGUAUUAUAUUUAUACGACUUUGCCAGUUAUAUUUAUACAAAACUGGCUUUGCAGUCAUAGCAGUCUCUAGAAAGUGGCAUAAGGUUUUGGUAAGUAUUUUGAUUUGUACUAAAUAGGAACAAAAAUGCAUAAUGGAAAUUCAUCCAUAAGAGAAUGUUUAAAAGAUUAUAAAAGAAUAUAUAUAAAUGUUUCAUUUUGCAAAUAUAUAGCGUGAGGCAGGGACGUGAAGGAUGACUGCUGAAGUAAGGCCUGAUGAAGUUUAAUUACCAUUAUAAGUCUUUUUCUUUCAUUUCAUUGACUUUGAAUCAAUGCUCUGCGCUGCCCUUCCAGUCAAAGUCAAAAGGCUCUCCUCACAAGUUAAAGGAAACCUAUAGUAGAGCUAAUCUUCCCCAUCACUUUUGAUUCUUGCUAAUUUUUAGAAGCUUAACAUGUGCCUUUUUGGAUCUUUGGCUUGAUGUAAGUCCAUGUGUUGUUAGAAAAUGACAUUGUUGCUGUCUUCCAUUUAAAUUACUAAGACAAAGGAAGUGGGUUUUUUCCUUCCCUUUUCCUUUUCGGACAGAACUGAAUGUAAUGUGAGAAUUGAGGUGAUUGUAGGUUGUUCACUGAGAAAAUAAUCAUCCUCUGUAGUUAAUUUGUAGACAUUGUCAUUGACCAUUAUUUGAUAAUGGCUAACAUUUGUUAAUACCCUGACAGUUAAUAAUUUUAAUGUAAAAUGAAAUAUAAUUUUAAUAAACUGGCGUUUAUUUCUAUGGUCUAGUGCAGAAUUUCUCUGCUUAUAAGCUUGAAUUGUCUUGGUAUGUAAAAAAAGUGAUGGAUGCCAAUCAGCAAAAGUGUGAAUAAAUCCAAGACAAUGAAAGUUGGCAAAUAGAUUUUGAAUUCCAAGCUACUGUCCAGAUAAAAUGCUAGAAGGGAUGUUUCUUCCAAUUACUUCUGUUGCUAGUGUAUUUCAAGUUUUGUGUUUAUGAUAAGAGCAUAGCUAUUUUCAAAAUUUUCACUUGUCUUUCAGUUGAAAUAAAAGGGCAAUAAUGGUUGGCUCCUCAAAAUGGGUUGUAUCCAAGGUGUAAUGCCAAUAAAAAAAAAAGGAUGGUAGUUGAUCUGCUAAUGAUGGCAUGAUGUACCACAAGUGCACCUGAAAUAACUGCCACAAACAUCAUUUAACAACAAAAUUAUAACAAAUGCUGGAUUUUAUACAAGCAGCAGAGGCUUUGUGCUCUCAUAUCACUGGAUACAACCCACUGUUCUUUCUUCGUAAAGAAAAUUCUUGGUCAUGAAAAUUUAAUGCCUUUUCCUUUCACCUUUUUUAUAGUUAAUAUCUUAGUAUAAUGUGGUUGACAUAAGUAUUUCAGCACUCUUCAGCUUUGUUUCUCUGUAUAAGCAAAGAAAUAUGUAGAUAAAAGAAAAUAAGAACAUUGUCUCAAUAAUAGCUUCCAAACUAUAGUUGUGUAUUUGCAGUACUAUCGCAAAGUAACAAUACAGAAUGGUUUUAAUCAAAGGAAAAGCAACAGAAUAGAUUAUCUGGGAAUAAAUAUGAAUUAUGGAGGUAUCCUGAUAUAUCUGUUUUAAAGGAUAUUUUGGCACAAUUUACUUGAACAAUCAAAGCGAUCAAAGAAGUAAUUUCAACUUCCAUAAUUUCUAGUCAGUAUAAGCAUAGCAAUGCUGAAGUUAGCAUAAUUUCUAAGGGUCAAUUGAAACUAAUGCAUAGCAAUGCUGAAGUUAGCAUAAUUUCUAAGGGUCAAUUGAAAUUAAUACUAAAAAAUGACCAUUAAUAUCUGGGAAAUCAGUGCAUUACAACUAGACCUCAAAAUAAAUCAGUCUCAAUUAAAAAAAAUGCAGAGUAUAGAAAAACUUCCAGAGCUUUAUAUUUGGAUUUCUGUCCUCAUAACUUUGCUUAAAAACAAAAACAAGAUCACUUUUCCAUUUUAUCUGAAAUAUUGUCUUUGUUGCAAAGUGAAUUUUGGAUAUGUGUUUAUAUUAGCUACUAAUUAUUUUUGCGCUACUUAGAAGGCAUCAGCAAUUCCACAUGAUGUGUAAACCUGGUUUAAAAUGACUUUUUAAAUCUGAUAGUAUUUACAGCGAUUCAGUAAUUUUUUGGAGUCCCUCACCAGGUUUGCUAAGCAUAUCAAUCUUAACCUUAUAAAACAAUUGUUCUAAUCUUCAGUUCUAAUGAAACAUAGCUUUUGUAAAACUUAAUUUGAAAUCCAAAAAGAAAUCUAACACAGCUAUUUGAAAGUAAAAAAAAAGAAGAGAAAUAAAUUAAUAUGGACUAGAAGACCUCCAAGGUACCUUCCAGCCCUUUGAUUCUAAUAAUGUAAGUGGGAAGCAUUACAAAAUCAAGGUGAACAGGCUAGUGUGGGACAAUUUUCCCUACAUCAUUUUGACAAUCAGGCAAGAUGAAGAUGGCACAGUGGGAAUUUAAUGAAUAGAUUUGUAAAUUGUAUUUAAAUUACAAGUAUGAAAAUCAAAAUAAAAUAUCCCUCUGGUCUUUAUAAAUUAGAAAAAUGGCCAUAGAAGUAUUUUUUUAAAGCCUUAGAGGCCUUAUGACCUUACAUAUUCAAAUUUUUGAAGAUAUAUUUUUUACAAACUAUUUAGAAACACUUGUAAAUAUGCUUUACUGCCCUUUGGAUGCUUAGUGGUGCUAAGUAAUAACUGUAAAAUAUCACAGUUGUAAUUCUGCAAAUCCUAAGGUAUCACAUAUCUUACUAUGAUACAAUAAUGCUGACUUGCCUAAAUAUUGAGAAUAUAUAUGUGCUAGGGCAUAUGGUCUGGUGCUUAUUAAACUAUAAAUCUUUAAGCAAAAAUGUACCACUGAGUUAUCUGGAUACUGGUCACUAUUCUAACAUUCUAUGCUGGCAAUUUAUUUUAAUUUUUAACUAUUAAUUGUUGUGGGUUUUUUCAAUAUAAUUACUACCAUAUUGUAAAUCUGUCACUAAAGCAUUGUCAACAUAAGUACUUCAACAUAGUUGGUGAAAAAUAUAGAAACUGGAUUCUUGAUGUAGUGUUUUUGUGUUGGUUAUAUUGUUCAAAUAAUUAAAAUUAUCCCAUGUGUAAAAAGCUGUAUUUACCACUGGAUAUUGUUUCUAUAAUAGCAACUAAUCAUGUGUUUCUUGAAACAUUAAAUUUUGUCAAUUCCAAUGCAAAACUCUCCCUUUCUAUCACUGCAGUGCUGAAUAAUUAUUUUGUUGUUGUAUCAAAUUCAUAAAGCCAGCUUUCCUGUAAUGGGACAAAAUAAUCUUUUUAAUAAAGUUAUAACCUGGGGAUAUGAAACCUUGCAUAUUUGAAUCACCGUAGAGUUGCUUACUAUGAAAAUAUUUAAUACAAAAUAAUUAAAUUGUUAGUAAUGUAUCAUUAUGUCAAUAAAAGAGUGAGCUUCAAAUCAUG